Molecule: messenger RNA, 2843 nt
Organism: Eublepharis macularius
Lineage: Eukaryota; Metazoa; Chordata; Lepidosauria; Squamata; Eublepharidae
Gene: SYK
Product: spleen associated tyrosine kinase
Exons: 14
Coding region: 340-2241 (633 amino acids)
Biological process (GO): innate immune response; intracellular signal transduction; cell differentiation
Cellular component (GO): cytoplasm; extrinsic component of cytoplasmic side of plasma membrane
Molecular function (GO): ATP binding; signaling receptor binding; non-membrane spanning protein tyrosine kinase activity
Source: RefSeq, a predicted model, not a curated record
UGCAAGCCCGCGCUGAGGAAAUAGCUGCGAGAGAAAAUGAGGAAGCGAGCGCUCCAGUCACCCUGAACGGACUCGGGGGCUCAGCAGGCGUGGCGGCCCCGGCCCCGGCCCCGGCCCCAGCAGCCAGAGUUCUGUUUCCCGGAGCCGCAGCUGGCGCAGAGGGAGGCGAGGCGACCUCCCCGAGGAUUUGCGCGCGCCCUCGCUGUGGCUGGCGCGCUCGUCUCCCCAAACGACGCUUGGAAGGCCUGGGCUAGCCAGGGGAGGCGCCUGCUUUGGCUUCCUAGUUUCCCCGGCUGUUACACGCAGGUGCACAUUAAUUGCUACAAGGUAUUUAGAAAAAUGGCCAGUGCUGCUAAUUCUAACAGUCAUCUCCCCUAUUUCUUUGGCAACAUCACACGUGAGGAAGCUGAAGAUUACCUCAUGCAAGGAGGGAUGAGCAAUGGAUUGUAUUUACUGCGAAAGAGCCGGCAUUUUUUGGGAGGCUAUGCCUUGUCCUUGGUUUAUGAUAGCAGAGUUUAUCAUUACACCAUUGAGGGGGAAAUGAAUGGCUCAUACGCCAUUGCAGGAGGAAGAUCUCACAGAAGUCCUGCAGAACUCAUUAACUACCACUCAGAUGAAGUUGAUGGUCUUGUUUGCCUUCUCAAGAAACCCUAUAAUCGACCACCAGGAGUGGAACCAAAAACAAGUCCGUUUGAAGACUUAAAGGAAAAUUUAAUCAAGGAAUAUGUCAAACAAACAUGGAACCUGCAGGGUUAUGCCCUGGAUCAAGCAAUUAUUAGUCAGAAACCACAACUAGAGAAAUUGAUUGCUACAACAGCACAUUUGAGGAUGCCCUGGUUCCAUGGGAUGAUAACUCGGAUUGAAUCAGAGCAACGCAUUCUUCUAGGGACGAAAACCAAUGGGAAAUUUUUAAUCAGGGAAAAAGAAGCCAAUGGAUCUUUUGCUCUCUGUCUUCUCCAUGAAGGAAGGGUAGUACAUUAUCGCAUUGAUAAAGACAAGAGGGGAAAGCUGUCAAUUCCUGAAGGAAAGAAAUUUGAUACACUCUGCCAGCUAGUGGAACAUUAUUCUUACAAAGCAGAUGGGCUGCUAAGAAUCAUCAAAGAUCCAGUACCAAGUCCAAAUUUUCACUCUACAAAUGGCAGUUUUGAUCUUGGACCUUGCCCACCGCUUCCUGGUCGUGAUAAGACUUUGUCAACAGGUGGAAUUUUCUCCAGACUCAAAUCAUACACUUUCCCAAAGGCAGGAAGCAAGAAGUUACCUUUACCUCCGCGUGCCUACAGCGACGAUACUGCUGUGCCUACAACAUCUAACACUUAUGAAUCCUCGAAAGCAGAGGCAGGCUAUCAGAGGGAAGCCUUACCAAUGGACACUGCAGUCUAUGAAAGUCCAUAUGCAGACCCAGAAGAGAUGAAAGCUAAAAAUGUCACUCUUGACAGAAAUUUACUGACUCUGGAAGACCAAGAACUUGGCUCUGGUAACUUUGGUACUGUAAAGAAAGGCACUUAUGAAAUGAGAAAGGGUAAGAAAACAGUGGCUGUGAAAAUUCUCAAGAAUGAAAGUAAUGAUCCAGCCUUAAAGGAUGAACUGCUGAGAGAAGCAAAUGUAAUGCAGCAACUGGAUAACCCAUAUAUAGUCCGGAUGAUAGGUAUAUGUGAAGCUGAAUCUUGGAUGCUGGUAAUGGAAAUGGCUGAACUUGGCCCCUUGAAUAAAUAUUUAAUAAAACACCGAGAUGUUACAGAAAAGAAUAUAACAGAACUGAUCCAUCAAGUUUCCAUGGGGAUGAAAUACUUGGAGGAAAACAACUUUGUGCACAGAGAUUUGGCAGCAAGGAAUGUGUUACUGGUUACACAACAUUAUGCCAAAAUCAGCGACUUUGGACUUUCAAAAGCUCUUGGCUCUAAUGAUUAUUACAAGGCAGAACAUUAUGGGAAAUGGCCUGUCAAGUGGUAUGCUCCAGAAUGUAUGAAUUUCUUCAAAUUUUCUAGCAAGAGCGAUGUUUGGAGCUUUGGUGUGUUAAUGUGGGAAGCUUUUUCCUAUGGGCAAAAGCCAUACAAGGGCAUGAAAGGAGGAGAUGUUGCUCAGCUGAUUGAAAGAGGAGAGCGAAUGGAACGUCCACCAGCUUGCCCAGUUGAGGUCUAUGAUUUAAUGAAAUUGUGUUGGACAUAUAAUGUUGAUGAUCGGCCAGGAUUUUCGACAGUGGAGCGCAGGCUGCGCCAGUACCACUAUGAAAUUGCACAGUGAGAGUAUUGUGACUCAUAUUAAUGGGUUGUGAAAGAAGACACCACAGAGGCAGAUAGCAGCAUGAGAGUUCGUCUUUCAAAACUACUCUCCUGACGGUGUUGCUCUCCAGCAGGGAGAGCAGCAGCAGCAACAAAGCUUUGCUCGGAACCACCUUUGCUUUGGCUGUUUUUCAGAGCAUUUUUCACAUCAAUGGUGUCUUUAAAAGUAUGAUGCUAGGUGGUCUUUGGUCAUUUGUUACAUUUUUAUCCUCUUGAUUUUGGACUGGUACAGAUUUUAUUGGGGACUGGAAUAAUUGUUUUGUUAUUUGCUGACACCAAGCACUUUUCCUGCUUUUAGUAGAGUUUCUAUAGUAGUAUCAGACCUUCACAGUGUUAAAUGUUAAGAAACAUAAUUACUGCCACUUUCAGAGACUUUCUUCAAGGUUUCCCAAGCAGGGGUUGCUUUUGAACCAGAACUGAGCCCAUAAUCUCUUCUAAAUAAGGACCAAACUUGAUGAGAUGUCAAGUUGUGCCAGUUCAGAUUGUGGCUGUGUGGGACAAGAAGAAACAAACUAUGUAACUAUUCUUCCCUUAUGGUCCAAAAUUACAUUUUGCUAUUUUUUA